Molecule: messenger RNA, 2619 nt
Organism: Kwoniella botswanensis
Lineage: Eukaryota; Fungi; Basidiomycota; Tremellomycetes; Tremellales; Cryptococcaceae
Exons: 9
Coding region: 1-2619 (872 amino acids)
Biological process (GO): mRNA processing
Cellular component (GO): nuclear body
Molecular function (GO): RNA binding
Source: RefSeq, a predicted model, not a curated record
AUGUCAAACAUCGGUGGUUCCCAAUCGCGUUCACCUCCUCCCCCUCCUCGAGAAUACCCCCCAGCCGGAGAGAGGGAAUACGACGAUAGACCAGGAGGAGGGUUCAGCCGAGGUGGAUUCGCACCUAUACCUCAUCGACAUUCCGACUUACCUCCCAUUCCACCUCCACCUGCGAGAUUUGAGAGAGAUGAUUACGAUAGAGGAAGAAGGGAUAGAGAGUUUCCAAGAAGAGAGUUGGAUCCUGAUCCCGAGGACCGGUAUGAAAGGAGGGAAUGGGAUGAAUAUGGUAGGAGAGGAAGUCAUUGGGAUGAUGAUUAUGACCGCCCAAAGAGAAGACGAUCGCCUUCUCCUCUCGGACCUUCCCAUCGACAACGACUCCAUAGUCCAUCCCCUCCACCUCUCCAUUCCAGGUAUUCCAACAAUCUCCCUGAUCCAGCAUCGAUCGAGACUCUUCUCUCCUUCCGACAAUUCGCAGAAUGGUUCAGAGCUUCACAUCCUCAAACUGCUAAAGCAGAUGAGGAAGAAACUCGAAGGCAUAGAGAGCUGAUUGAAUCCGGUCAAGCAAAUGAACAUGAGGCGAAAGAGAAAGUGGGUAUGGCAAAGAGAUAUGAGAGGUAUAGGAAGGAAUUCCACUCUAGACAACUCUACGCCCUUUUCCUCACUCACAAAGACACAAUAUGGUUCCAAGAACGAUAUUCCCAUCUUCCUGAAUUCGUCGCAUUCAGAAGGAGACUGAAUCGUCAAGGUCGAGUACCCUUGGCUGAAAAGCAUUUAGAAGAGCUGAGAUCGGGCGUAUGGGAUACUGUAGAGUUUGACAUGGCUGAAUCAGAAAGCAAAUCUACGGAUAAAAAUGACAACGACGAACCCGAAGGUCUCGAUCGAGCUCUGGGAGAUGGAGGGAAUUGGGCUGGCGAUGAUACUCUACGGGCUGAAAUCGCACCUAAACCUAAACAAGUUUUUGUCAAGACCGCCCCGCCUACGACCAGCCGUAAGGAACUAGAAGAGCUUUUCGCCCGAGUACCUGGGUUCCAAUGGCUUGCGGUCUCUGAGCCCGCGCAAAAGAAAUCUUUCCAUCGUGUGGCUUGGGCGCAAUAUGCCGAUGAUGUGGAUAUAGGAGAUGUCAUCAAUAAGUUGGAUGGGCAGAAGAUCGACGGAUUCACUUUCCACAUGUCUGUCAACUCCACACCUACCAUUGGCCGAUUACGUGUCACCCCUUCUCUGUCAAAUACGCUAAACCGACUGAUCGGCGAUGGCGAAAAAGCGAAAGCAUUAGCGCUUAAAUUGGAAGAAGAGCUUUUGGGUGAUGAUGAUGAUGAAGACGAUAAAGCGGAAGUUGAGGGAGAAACGUCUGCUGCUAAAGCUGAAAAUGGAGAGAAGAAGGUGGCUGGGUUGAGGGAGAAAGUCAGUGAUACGGUUGAGGAGACUGUUCAGAGAUUGUUGGAAUCCAAUGGAUUAGUGGGAGAACAUCUGGAUGAGGAUAAGAAACUGCACCGAGCUAAGAUCAUACUGGAUCAAUGGCUCGCAUACCUUCGUCAUGGUCUCGCAACGUGUUAUUACUGCGUUGCACCCAUGUCGUUCGCUGAGGAAUUACAUAGGAAAUGUAUUGGUCAUAUGAGACCUCAUCCCAGUACGAUCUCCGAGCCUUCAUCCGAAGAGGUCAACGAGGUCAAUGGAGGUGAUCCUGUUGAAUCGGAACAACAGCCUGAACCCGAGGAUGCCAAUAGGAAUGGUGAAGGAGGCGAAGAUGCAGGAGGAGAUGAAGAUCGAGAAUUGAGAGAAACUGAACAACAAACCAAAGAGUCUUCGACAACGUUCAACAAAGAAGGUAAAGAACAAGGUAAAAAACAGUUCUUCCCUCAGAAGACUCAGGAUGAGAAAUGGGCAGAAGGAUUGGAUCAUAAGUUGAAACCUCUCCUGGAAGAUGUUGAUGUGGUAGAUUAUGGAGGUAGGGAUGUUGAAGCCGAAACGAAGAAAUUGUGCGCACCUCUGAUCAAGCAGGAAGAAGCUAGUAAAUAUAGAUGUAAAGAUUGUAACAAACUUUUCAGAGCACCUGAGUUUGUCAUCAAACAUAUUAUCGUGAAACAUCCUGAAAUUACCAAAUCCAAAAUUGAUGAUAUUUCUACACUUAACAAUUACGUUCUUGAUCCCCAGCAUCUUCAACCAUCCCUAUCAACUCCAGCAGCAGUAGACGACAAGUUACUAUCUUCCUCUAUACCUAUACCGAUCAUGCCUAUACCUCAAGGAGCCUUCAACCCCUCGACGAAUACUCAAGGAGGAGCGCCAGAUAUGAACAUGAUGCAACAGCAGAUGAUGAUGAUGAUGCAAAUGCAACAAGCCAUGUUGAUGGGUAUGCCAGUUAUGAACCCUCAAAUGGGAUUUAACAAUUUGCCCCAUCACUCUCAUUCGGGAAGAGGUGGUGGUGGGAAUGAUUUAGCUUCUAGGAUGGGUGGAUAUGCUCCUCCUCCUUCAUCUGGUAAUGGAUCACGUGAUGGUGAUGGCAGUGGGGGAUUACCAUCUGCUCCUCCAGGUGGAGAAGAUCCAAGAGCGAGAAGAGGUAGAGUGAGUUAUACGGAUUUGGAUGAACCUUCCGCUGGAGGUGGGGGAGGAUUACCAUAUUAG